Molecule: messenger RNA, 1626 nt
Organism: Oryza sativa Japonica Group (Japanese rice)
Lineage: Eukaryota; Viridiplantae; Streptophyta; Magnoliopsida; Poales; Poaceae
Product: probable protein phosphatase 2C 5
Biological process (GO): protein dephosphorylation
Molecular function (GO): cation binding; protein serine/threonine phosphatase activity
Source: RefSeq, a predicted model, not a curated record
GGAAAAAAAAUCAAAAUUCCCGAGAAGAAGAAGGGAAAAAAACACACACACAUACAGAGAGAAAAUAUCAUGGCGCUGCUGAGCCCGCGUGUGCCGCGGCUGCCGCUCGCCUCCGCCUCCGCCGCUGGAGCGGGGCUCCGGUGCUGCGUCAGCGGCGGCAGGGCCGGGUCGGCGGCGUGGUGCCACGCGUCGGCGGCCGGCAGCGUGGCGUCGUCGUCGUCGGAGCUGGAGGCCAUCCGGUGGGGGACCGCCAAGCUGCAGGGCGCGCGCGACGAGAUGGAGGACGAGGUCGUCCUCCGCCCCGGCUCCCUCCUCGACGGCUUCUCCUUCGCCGCCGUCUUCGACGGCCACGCCGGAUUCUCCGCCGUCGAGUUCCUCAGGGACGAGCUGUACAAGGAAUGCGCGGCGGCGUUGGACGGCGGCGCGGUGCUGAGCACCAAGAACCUCGACGCCAUCACCGACUCGAUCCAGCGCGCCUUCGCCACCGUCGACGCCAACCUCUCCACCUGGCUCGAGCAGAUGGACAAGGAAGAUGAGUCCGGCGCCACGGCCACGGCCAUGUUCCUCAGGAACGAUGUCCUUGUUGUCUCGCACAUUGGCGACUCCUGCUUGCAGGUCGUAUCACGCGGUGGGAGGCCUCAAGCUGUGACCAACUUCCACCGACCGUACGGGAACAAGAAAGCGUCUCUUGAAGAGGUGAAGCGGAUCAGAGCAGCAGGUGGAUGGAUUGUUGAUGGACGCAUAUGUGGAGAAAUUUCUGUGUCUCGUGCUUUUGGAGACAUUAGAUUUAAGACACGGAAGAAUGAGAUGUUGGUAAAAGGAGUUAAAGAAGGGAGAUGGACUGAAAAGUUUAUCUCACGAAUAAAUUUUAAAGGAGAUUUAAUAGUCUCUUCACCUGACGUAUCCCUGGUCGAACUUGGACCAGAUGUGGAAUUUGUUUUGCUAGCAACAGAUGGUCUUUGGGAUUACAUUAAAAGCUCUGAAGCAGUAGCAUUAGUUAGGGAUCAACUACGGCAACAUGGGGAUGUCCAGGUUGCCUGUGAGGCACUUGGUCAGAUAGCUCUGGAUCGUCGGUCGCAAGACAACAUUAGUAUAGUCAUAGCUGACUUGGGGAGGACAAACUGGAAGGAGCUGCCUGCUCAAAGGCCAAAUUUAUUCUUGGAGUUAACUCAAGCAGUUGCAACAGUUGGGGCCGUCUCAUUAGGGAUUUAUAUUUCAUCGCUCCUUGCGUUGCAGUAGGCCUAGAAAACAAACUUUGUAUAUUUGAUCAACACGGGAACCUUGCAACUGGGGAAGCUGGUGAAGAAUGUGCGGGCCCCCAAGCUCAGAAGACAUUCGGCUAGAGAACUCGAAGGGAAAACAUAUUCGGGCAAAGAAGAAGUCGAAUGAAAAAUUUUGUGGGGACUACUUAUUAACCAUUCUUGCCAGCUAAAGCCAAAAGACUAUAAUGACUCUGAAAAUAUACCAUAAUGCUCCUAGGGUUGAUGACAUAGCAAGAGCAUUAUAGGAAGUUCACUAAAGCCUGUGAGGGUAGAAAUGUAAUAUCAUAUGUAAGACUGUAGGCUAUAAAAGCUGGUCAAAUUCCCGUCGCAGGACAAGACAUUUUUAAUACAAAAGUAAUCCUCA